AUGGCUGAACUUGUGAAAAUUUACAAAGAAUCUGAUUUGGGGACAAGAUUGCCUGCUUAUGAUGGGCGAAAGAGCUUGUACACAGCUGGCGAACUUCCUUUCGCUUGGAAGGAGUUUACAAUUAGGCUCAUUGAUGAAGAUGACAGCAUAAAUGGACCCAAGAGAGAGAGAGUGUAUAAAGUGGUGAUCAAGUUUGUAGCGCGUGCAAACUUACAUCACUUGGGCCAAUUUCUUGCUGGCAAGCGUGCGGAUGGUCCUAAAGAAGCUCUUCAGAUUCUUGAUAUUGUGCUCAGAGAGCUCUCGAUGAAAAGAUUCUGUCCUGUGGGGAGGUCGUUUUUUUCGGCCGACAUUCGAAAACCACAAAGGCUUGGUGACGGUUUGGAGGCAUGGUGUGGAUUUUAUCAGAGUAUAAGGCCCACUCAAAUGGGACUAUCACUCAACAUUGAUAUGGCUUCGGCUGCAUUUAUUGAGGCUCUACCAGUGAUCGACUUUGUUGCCCAAUUAUUGGGGAAGAAUGUGUUGUCGAGGCCGUUAUCAGAUUCCGACCGAAUUAAGGUUAAAAAGGCACUUAGAGGAGUAAAAGUCGAAGUGACUCACAGGAGAGAUUCAGUUGUUGAGUACUUCCAAGAAAUGUACGGUUUUACAAUCCAAUACACUCAUCUGCCUUGCCUUCAAGUGGGAAACCAGAAGAAGGCAAACUAUUUACCAAUGGAGGCAUGUAAAAUUGUGGAGGGGCAAAGAUACACUAAACGUUUGAGCGAGAAACAAAUUACUGCUCUUCUAAAAGUCACAUGCCAGAGGCCUAGGGAUCGCGAAAAUGACAUUUUGCAGACUGUCCAACACAAUGACUAUGAACAAGAUCCCUAUGCGAAGGAGUUUGGAAUCAAAAUCAGUGAGAAACUGGCUUCGGUUGAGGCAAGAGUGCUUCCUGCUCCCUGG
This is a messenger RNA of Striga asiatica, 939 nucleotides long. The record is from the annotation of a GenBank genome assembly. Lineage: Eukaryota; Viridiplantae; Streptophyta; Magnoliopsida; Lamiales; Orobanchaceae.